Messenger RNA from Clupea harengus (Atlantic herring), 750 nucleotides. RefSeq names its product scaffolding CK1 anchoring protein E (gene sack1e). Gene Ontology annotation, biological process: signal transduction. NCBI's taxonomy places the organism in Eukaryota, Metazoa, Chordata, Actinopteri, Clupeiformes, Clupeidae. The record is from RefSeq and is a predicted model, not a curated record. Gene Ontology annotation, molecular function: protein kinase binding.
AUGUCAAACUCGCACGAGCAGAGCUUGGAUGAAGAUGUGGUGUUUGAGCCGGUGACCGAGGCCUGCCCGCAGUUCCUGCACAGUGAGUCGGAGCGUUGCGCUCUGGAGUGCCUGCUGACCGGCGGGUCUGGCGCCUUCUACAUGCAACUCAACGGCGAGCGGCUUGACCCCUUCCUGUCGCCCGAGGAGGUGAACCAGCUCAGCGGCUGGGCCCAGGACUACCACAGCAGUCAGGUGGUGCUGGAGGAGGAGGCGGACUACCAGGGGGAUGGAGAGGGACAGGAGAUGAACGAUUUCUCCGCAAUCUACUUCCCUGUGCACUCUGACGCCCCUGUUCCGCCUCUGGAGCUGGGCUGGCCAGAGAAAGAGUGUUGGGACUGCAUGGGCCAGGCCAGAGUGUACACCAGCCCACCGGUGGAGGACGCGCCGCCUGUGCGAGAGGUGGUGAGGAAGCUUCUACAAGGGGCGAAACAGGUCGUUGCCAUAGUGACAGACAGACUGUCAGACAGUGCUGUGAUUGGCGAUCUUCAUACAGUCGCUUCGCUAGGCGUCCCUGUCUACAUCAUUCUCAACCAGAGGUCCUUCCAGGAGAACUUCACCCCGCAAAAGCUAAGACAUCCAAACAUAAGAGUACGUAUCCUGGGAGGCAAGAGCUUCUGCUCUCGCGACGGGAAGAUGGUCGUGGGGGAACUGAAGGAUAAUUUUGUUCUGGUCGACCUGGAAAAGGUGAUGGUUGGGAGUUACAGGUAA